CUCAAAAAUGUUAUCGUCCAGAUUUUUCCAGUUUACCCACACUUUCAACGAACACUUCAGACAAUUUUUCCCACUUUACUCCCGUCACAAUUGAAAACAGCCCACUUUUUCUUACUUUGCUAAAUUUAAAAAAGAAAACUACCCAUGAUUUUACCCACUCAGUCAGAGAAUUUUUUGGACCUGGGCUAUGUGGGUGAAAAUGGGCAGUUUGCUGUACGAAAUUAUCGAAAAAACGAAAAGUCACCCUAAUGCAUCCAGUCUGUCAUCCAGUAUAGAAAUGCAAUUGUUGUCAAAUUUAUGUUAUGCAAUUAAUGCUAAGAAAACUCUGGAUAUCGGAGUUUACACUGGUUACAGUGCAUUAACCAUUGCAGAAGUACUACCUUCCGAUGGACGUGUAGUCGCAUUGGAUAUAACGGAUACUUGUCUACAAGAUUAUUGUAUACCAGCAUGGAAAAAAGCUGGUGUAGAGAAGAAAAUUGAUUUUCGUCUGGGUCCAGCUGUUGAUACACUGUUCAACUUUCAAUCAUUUUUUUCACCCUCUUUAGAAAAACUCAUCGCUAAUGGAGAAAGUGAAACAUUCGAUUUCGCCUUCAUUGAUGCUGACAAAGAAAAUUACAGUAAUUAUUACCAGUUGUGCUUACAGCUGAUUCGACCACGUGGGAUUAUCGCUAUUGACAAUCUACCCCCUGCAAAACAAUCCAAACAGUUCCGAAGAAAUCUGUCUAUAUCAGUUUGCCGUUCAAAGGAGAUGACGUACAGGAAGUAGUGAAACGAAGAAUCGACAAAGCCAUUAAGAGAACUUCUUAUGCUGCAAAACUUGUUAUCCUCAACACCACCAAGCGAGUGCUUCAACAAUCUGGGAAAGACCAGUCGCCAAUCCUCGACACUUCAAACUGCAUAUAUCAAUUUGAGUGUGUUUGUGGCAGCAAGUACAUAGGUCGUACGGAAAGGCGAUUGUCUACUCGCAUGAUGGAGCAUUUGCCAAAAUGGUUGAAAACAGCUGAGUGCAAAGUCCCAAAAUCCUCAAUAACAAAACAUCUCGUGGAUUACGGACAUGAUAUCGACGCCGUCAAGUCAUUCACCAUCGUCAGCAAACAAAGAAACAAGAAGAUGCUUGCAAUUGCAGAGGCUUGUGCAAUUCGAAUUUACAAACCAGCCCUCUGUAUACAAAAGGAGAUGGUCGUCACUCUGAAUCUACCAUGGUAAUACGCUUUACUUAUUAUUCUCUACUUGUUAUUACUAUUAUUCUACCUCUUCUUCUUCUUAUUUUUUUUAUUAUUACUACUAUUAUUAUUAUUAUUAUUCUUGAUUCAUUUAAAUCUAUGCUUUAUCCGUAAGAUUAUCUUAACCCACUUCAACACUAUUAUUAUUAUUGUUAUUAAAACUAUUACUAUUGAUAUUAGUCUGUUUGCAAUUCUCGUUAUAUUCCCUAAUGACUAAUUGUUUAUCUAAGUGAUGUAAUUGAAGCGUAAUGCAAUUUAUCUUAAUUUUGAUCUCUCAUACUCUCUCUCUCCCCUUAUCUAUUUGAACAUGACCUGGAAAAUAUUCGCACCUGUCUCUCUGCAUGAUUAAUUCAAUGUAGUUUGUUUACUUAUCAGUCUUAUAUCUCCCUAUGUAAUUUCAAAAGUAUAUAUAUUCAUGUAUGUAGAGUAUUCAACUUAUCAGUCUUAUAUCUCCCAAUGUAAUUUCGAAAGUAUACAUAUCCGUGUAUGUAGAGUAUUCA
Molecule: messenger RNA, 1723 nt
Organism: Trichobilharzia regenti
Lineage: Eukaryota; Metazoa; Platyhelminthes; Trematoda; Strigeidida; Schistosomatidae
Source: the annotation of a GenBank genome assembly